Messenger RNA from Racocetra fulgida, 954 nucleotides. Lineage: Eukaryota; Fungi; Glomeromycota; Glomeromycetes; Diversisporales; Gigasporaceae. The record is from the annotation of a GenBank genome assembly.
AUGAAUAACAGUAAUACAAUGUUCCCUAUUGUUUCUUGUCAAUCUAGCGCUUCUUCCAAUGGUAAAAAUAAACGCGGCAGGAAGCCCUUACCAACAAUGCCUUCGGAAAAAAGGCAUUUCAGAAAUUUAGUCAACCAACGCGCAUUCCGUGAACGUAAAAAAACUGAAGUGCGUGUUCUGGAAGCUAAAGCUUCAAAAUUCGAAGCAUUAUAUACUGAUUCUUUAAAUGAGAUUAAAUCUUUGAAAGAAAGAGUCGCGUAUUUAGAAAAACUCCUUGCAAGUAGUAAUAUGAAUGCAAGUAGUAAUAUUAAUAAUAUUAAUAAUAUUAAUAAUAAUAUUAAUAAUAUUAAUAAUAAUAUUAAUAAUAUGAAUGAUGCUGUUGAUGGUUAUAUGGUCGAAGAUAAUCAUCAAAAUGAAAAUCGUUUACCUCAGGAAAUCUACAAACGCAAAGAAAACGUGUCAUAUACGAUGUCCACUGUCUCUGAUCAAUAUUCAAGCUAUCCUUCAACUUCUGGGAACUGUAACUUGCUAUCUCCGUUCCCUCCAAAUACUACGUCAACUUUAAUAUUUAAUGAUGUACGACAGCAGCGGCAAAGAAAUAAUCAACAACUAGAUGAUUCUUUUCAAAAUUCUUUACAAUCUGAUUCUAUUAAUAAUCAUAACCCUGCAUAUGGUCCUCGCUCUCCAACUCAUUCUUCUUCUUCAAUCGAGACUAUGGAGUCUGGUGAAAGUAAUGGUUCUGCUAUUACUUUAAAUGGUCUCUCUAAUCCAAUUACCACUUCCACUUCUUUUUACCCCAUUUUUUCAAAUGAGCAAAAGGGUUAUUGGAUACCUACUUUGCCGACUGCUCCUAAUGAUGAUGAAUCCACGUGGCAGAAAUUGCAAGAUCAACAAAGAUGGCGUCCACUGGCAUUACCACCGCACCUUCAAUAUGAUGUCAGUCGAGGAAGUUAA